CUGCUCAAAUGGUUAGUGAUGAAAUUAAUAGAAAAAGUUGAUGAAGACAAAGAUAUAAAGGAAGUGUGAAAAUGAGAAGAGAUUAUCAAUAAAAAAGCAAAACCUAGGAAAGAGAAAGUAUAAGAAAAAGGAUAUCGUUUUCACCAGGAAUUGAAAUCCCACUAAGAGGGUUCUCAUUUGAGCCAUGACCCAAUUCAUGGCACACAGUGUCUCAUGUAAACCUCUUCUCCCCUCCACCAAUAUCAUUUUCUUCCAUUUUCACUACAAAUUCUUUCUUUUUUGUUUUCCAUGGCAAUAAAAGUGUUUUCCUCCUUGAAAAUGACCCCACAAGGAAUUAGAAUCCCACUCAGAAGUGUUUUCAUUUGGGGAAUGACUUUUGUUUGUGGCACACAACUUUUCUAAGCAAAUCUCUCCUUUUCUCUCCCCUCCACCCAUAUUUUCUUACAUUUUCCAUACAUUAAUGUUUUUGUUUUGCCAUAGCAUAUGAGACAAUAUUUUUUUUAAAAAAAAAAUUGUUGGAAACAACCAUUUCUCUUUCUGUUUCCCUAUAUAUUUAGCUUAAUCUCACACCACACUCCUCAACUUCUCCUUGGAAACUUCUCUCCACCUCUAGCAUCAUCUUCUUCUACCAACUCCCUAAACAAAAUCUCCUAUAGUCAUUAUGGUCCCACUCAACACCACCAAUGAGAUUGCGCUACAGGUUCGCCAAGAAACUAAUAGAGUUGGAGGAUCAGAAGCUGUGAACAGAGACUGGCAUGGGAAUGAAGAGAAGAAGAAGAAGAAGAUGAUGGGUGCUUUUCAAUUUCAAGGCUUCAUCACUGGAAAUGCCACAGGAGGGUGGAAAUCAGCUAGUCUCCUAUUGGCAAAUCAAGGCCUAGCAACACUAGCUUUCUUUGGAGUUGGAGUGAACUUGGUUUUGUUCUUAACCAGAGUUCUUUCUCAAGACAAUGCUAAUGCUGCCAACAGUGUCAGCAAGUGGACUGGAACUGUAUAUUUAUGCUCAUUGAUUGGAGCAUUUCUCAGUGAUUCCUACUGGGGUCGAUACUUGACUUGUGCCAUCUUUCAAGUCAUCUUAGUGCUGGGUUUGUUGCUAUUAUCGCUAUCAUCCUGGCUUUUCUUGAUUGAACCCAAGGGCUGUGGUGAUAGAACCACGCUGUGCUCGCCAUCUUCUUCCGUAGGACUCGGCGUUUUCUACUCCUCCAUAUAUUUAGUGGCCUUUGGUUAUGGCGGGCACCAACCCACGCUAGCCACCCUUGGAGCAGAUCAAUUCGAUGAGACAAACCCUAGAGAAAUGAACUCCAAGACAGUUUUCUUCAGCUAUUUCUACUUUGCACUUAACUUGGGGUCUCUCUUUUCCAACACCAUUUUGGUCUAUUUUGAGGAUUCUGGGAAAUGGACACUAGGGUUCCUGGUGUCAACAGGUUCAGCUAUUAUUGCCCUAGUAAUAUUCUUGUGUGGCUCAUCGGGUUAUCGGCAUAUUAAACCGUGUGGCAACCCUUUGCCCCGAGUUGCUCAGGUAUUCGUCGCUGCCUUCCGCAAAUGGGAUGUCGUUGUUCCUGAAAAUGGUGAUGGUUUGUAUGAGCUAGAAGGAUCAGAAUCUGCCAUCAAAGGUAGUAGGAAGAUUCUUCACAGCAAUGAGAUUGAGUUCCUAGACAAGGCCGCCACGAUGAUAGAGGCCGAUAUGGUGGACCCUAAUCCAUGGAGACUUUGCACUGUGACUCAAGUUGAAGAAGCCAAAUGUGUUAUAAAAAUGUUGCCAAUAUGGCUAUGCACCAUCAUAUACUCUGUUAUCUUCACUCAAAUGGCUUCCCUAUUUGUCGAGCAAGGAGAUGUGAUGAACAGAAAGAUCGGCAACUUCGAGAUUCCAGCUGCCAGCAUGUCAGCAUUUGACAUAUUCAGUGUGCUUCUUUGCACUGGAAUUUACCGCCAAAUCUUGGUGCCCAUCUCCGGAAAAUUAACUGGAAACCCUAAGGGCAUGAGUGAGCUCCAACGAAUGGGUAUCGGGCUCAUCAUUGGUAUAGCAGCAAUGAUAGCUGCUGGUUUAACGGAGCUCGGGAGGCUCCGUAGGGUUUCCCCCAAUGAAGAGGCUAGCUCUUUAAGCAUAUUUUGGCAAACUCCACAGUAUGUUCUUGUAGGCGCUUCUGAAGUUUUCAUGUAUGUAGGGCAGCUGGAGUUCUUCAAUGGGCAAGCCCCAGAUGGGAUAAAAAGCCUUGGAAGCUCUUUGUGCAUGGCUUCCAUCUCUCUAGGCAAUUAUGUGAGUAGUUUGCUGGUUAAUAUUGUGAUGGGGGUCACAACUAGAGGUGACAACCCUGGUUGGAUCCCGGAAGACCUAAAUACCGGUCAUCUGGACCGGUUUUACUUCCUUAUCGCCGUGCUAACAGUGAUCGAUUUUGUGAUUUACGUGUUCUGCGCGAAGUGGUAUAAGUCCAUCAACCUUGAGAGCUUUGAAAAGAAAAAGGAUCAGGAGGAUGGGCAUGCAGUAGAUGAAGGAAAAUGAGAAGGAAAAAGUUUAGCUCCACUAGUCUAGAGCCACCAAAAAUUCAAUAUUGUAGGUUUGCAUUUUGAUAUUUUCGUUUUCCUUCUCUGUAUUGGGAGAUUUUCACAAUCAUGCAUGCAUUGUCCUGGAUAAGGAAGCCUUGCUCUAGUUUUUGGGGUAUGGAGGUAUGUACAUAAGUAAAAUUGUUGCUAGCUUCUUUGUAUUUAUGGGUUUGCUGAUAUUAUAAAGUUUCGAAGAUCUAGUUAUGCUUGGUUU
Vitis vinifera (wine grape) is the source of this 2752-nucleotide messenger RNA. Its product is annotated as protein NRT1/ PTR FAMILY 7.1. Gene Ontology annotation, molecular function: transmembrane transporter activity. The transcript has 6 exons. Gene Ontology annotation, cellular component: membrane. Lineage: Eukaryota; Viridiplantae; Streptophyta; Magnoliopsida; Vitales; Vitaceae. Gene Ontology annotation, biological process: transmembrane transport. The record is from RefSeq and is a predicted model, not a curated record. The coding region runs from base 662 to 2497 and encodes 611 amino acids.